Messenger RNA from Triticum aestivum (bread wheat), 1062 nucleotides. RefSeq names its product BTB/POZ domain-containing protein POB1-like. Gene Ontology annotation, biological process: response to red light. Bases 1 to 855 code for a protein of 284 amino acids. Gene Ontology annotation, cellular component: nucleus. Lineage: Eukaryota; Viridiplantae; Streptophyta; Magnoliopsida; Poales; Poaceae. The transcript is spliced from 2 exons. The record is from RefSeq and is a predicted model, not a curated record.
AUGGACGCCGCCACCGACGGCCAGUUCCAGCAUGAACUGAUGAACUUCCCUCUGGUUGGGAUUGAAGCCAUCUUUUCAAGUACCAACCUACAAGUACUAAUUGAAGAUGAGAUAUAUACCUUUAUGCUAAAGUGGGCUCGUGCGCGAUACCCUGAGUUGGACGAAAGACGCACUAUCUUGAGUUCUCGUUUACUUCCAUUGGUUCGCUUCAGUCAUAUGAGUUUUGCUGUACUGCGGGAGGUUCUAACAUGCACCGAUGAUGAUAUAGACCAUGAUCAAGUAAAUAAGUGCAUCGCUGAGAUACUUCUACACAAAGCUUACCCAGCACACGCGCAUGGUGAUCUUUCUGUAGACACGGCAACCUGCAGGCAAUUUGAAGAGCGAACUUACAUGUACAAACCUUUGAGGUUAGUUGCAUUUGAUGGACCGCAUCCACAGGUUAUAACUUACUGGGAUCUAAAGCGUGAGGAGUGCUCCCAAUUUUUCUCUUCUGAACGGAACCAUCGUCCAGGGAUUAUCUCGCAUCUGCUGCAUCAUGCAGGGCUCGACUUGUUUCUCGUAGCACAAUGUUACAGGAACCACGUGAGUGAGCUGUGCACCUUUGGCCUAUCAUUAUACAUCCGCCAGAGCUCAAGGCGGGCACGUGUGACAUUAGAGUAUGAGUUUGCUGCAAAGACAAAGGCGUUGCGGAAAUUUGUGAGCAGAUUUCAGGUCAAGGCUAGGGGUUCCAAGCUCGGAUGCGGUGAUUUCUUUGGUACUCCAUGGUCGACUUUCAUUGCUAACGACAACCUCUUCAUCGACGGCGUGCUGCAUCUCAGAGCUGAUUGGACUGUGCUGGAGCAGUCGGAGUUAUGAACUUGAUAUCUCACACUACAAAAUUAUAGGCCCGACACUGACCCGGAUCACGGCCUAAUAUGUCAAAUUAGUUGUUGCUUCUUCAUGACCCUGUUCUGGUUAUUGCAAGAUAUAUUGCUCCUUCGUCCGUGAGAGCUGUAGCUGGGAGCUUUUUGGUAACUUGUAAUUGUGUCUCGGAUCGGAUGUAUCUUUUCUUGGAGCGCUUGG